CAAUGAGACUCAUGUUGUGCAAUGAUACUCCUGCAGAGCACUCUCGACUUCGGCCGGCACAUUUACCAUGAUGUGCUGGAGCCGCGUCGCGGUGCGGGGGCUGCGUGCUGCGUGGAACACCCCAGUGACCGCAGUACCUCGCGGAGCCAUGGGGCUGCGCUGCAAGGCGGGUCUGCAGCCUCCAAGUGUUGUCAAUGCGGUCAAGAGCGCGGCGGUGCCACAUACGACUCACGCGUCCACCUCUGGAUCUGCUACAGCGGCGGCCCUGAAGAGCAAGCGUGGACGUAUUACGAAGCCCCGCUCAGGUGCAUACUUGCUGCUCGGGAGGUAUCAGGUAGAUAGGUUACUGAAGAUUAAACAGAGCAAUGCUGUGAAGGCGGCCAAGAAAGCGGCGGAAGCUGAGGCUAAGGAGGCCGUUGCAGCAGCAGAAGCAGACGCUGCCCACCGACUACGUAACUCAUUGACGCUGCGCUUUAGCAAUGAGAAUUCGUAUUUGAACUGGGCGAGAAAUGGCGUGCUGUCUUCAGCUGUCGGAGUUGCAAUGUACGCACAGGAACACCACCGCGGAGCUCAGCUGAGUGGCGCAGGUCUGCUGCUGUUGGGCUUCGGAUACAUUGGCGUGGGCACGGCAAAGUAUAUUUAUUACAUUUUCCGCUUCCGCCACAUCAUGGAGCUGUCCUGGGCAAGCGUCUUCGGAACGAUUUCCCAUGCGGCGUGGGGUUUAGCCAUUUGGCUGACCGCUAUUGCCUCCUUCCUGGAGAGUGUGCCUCUCGAGUUGGAUGCGAUGUUGCUGACCGAGCCCAUCGCAAGUUACCUGCCUUUCCGAAUUCGUCAGGGUCUGAUCGAGACGUACAGUCUCCAUUUGGAAGACCUCGAGCACCACUACGACGAGCAAGAGCGUGUGAUGCGUGCGAUUCGCGGUGAUCGGGGGGACAUUCAGGAGGGCGAGGAGCUGCCGCCUCAACUCGAAGCGCAGUUGAUUGAGCAGCAACUGCACACAUCCCCAGGGCCAGCAGUGGUGGGCUCAGUGCCUCCUUCAUCCUAGGCUUCCUGUUCUGUACGGAGCGACUGUGUGGAAUACCGGAAUCCUAGCGCAUCGUAGACAAAUGUGAUGUGCUAAAUGAAAGCACGGAUGUCCAUCUGAAAACGUAUACAGUAUACAUACUGUUUCAUCCUGUU
Phytophthora nicotianae INRA-310 is the source of this 1179-nucleotide messenger RNA. RefSeq lists its product as hypothetical. NCBI's taxonomy places the organism in Eukaryota, Oomycota, Peronosporomycetes, Peronosporales, Peronosporaceae. The transcript is spliced from 5 exons. The coding region runs from base 68 to 1045 and encodes 325 amino acids. The record is from RefSeq and is a predicted model, not a curated record.